This is a messenger RNA of Eimeria tenella, 273 nucleotides long. RefSeq names its product 60S ribosomal protein L18, putative. Gene Ontology annotation, molecular function: structural constituent of ribosome; RNA binding. Lineage: Eukaryota; Apicomplexa; Conoidasida; Eucoccidiorida; Eimeriidae. The record is from RefSeq and is a predicted model, not a curated record. The transcript is spliced from 2 exons. Gene Ontology annotation, biological process: translation. Gene Ontology annotation, cellular component: cytosolic large ribosomal subunit; ribosome. The coding region runs from base 1 to 273 and encodes 90 amino acids.
AUGUCCGUCUGCGCGCUGCGCUUUUCGGAAACUGCGCGGAAACGCAUUUUGGCGGCGGGCGGAGAAUGUUUGACUUUCGACCAGUUGGCGCUGAAGGCCCCCAAGGGCUCCAACUGCGUGCUGCUGCGGGGCUCGAUUCUGCGGGAAGCUGACAAGCACUUCGGGCCUGCUCCGGGUACACCCCACUCCCACACCAAGCCCUACGUCCGCUCCAAAGGCAGGAAGUUCGAAAUGGCCAGAGGCCGUAGAAAGUCCAGAGGCUACAAGAACUGA